UCACUUAUCAUGUUAAUUAUCAAAAUAAUUGUUAUUUGUAUUCCUAUGUUUUAACUGUCCAUGCUGCUGUUUAUAUUGCUGCUUAACAUAUCAUAAGCACUUAAAAAGUGCUUCUUUUUUUGUCUGUGUUUUAUUGGAUUAGAAAAGCAUAUUGCAAAUCUUUCUCUCUUUAUUAAUUUGGAUUUUCCCAUGUUAUGUUCCCUUAAACAAUAAUGUGCAGUGUGAUGUCUCCCAUCAAAAUGAUUGUUCAUAUUUUUUUUUUAAAUUCACACUUGCAAUUAAGACACAUUCUCAUUUUCAUUGAUAAGGUGAAAAGCAUUAAUGAGAUGUUAGCAGUUUUAGUGUAAGUCUUGUGAAAUGGAAAAUGGCUGUUUUAACACGUUGCAAUUGCAACAUGAUUAUUAAUCUGACGACGUAAGGUUUCUAAAGGCCUUAUAUUCUGAAACUGGAGAUUUGGGACAAUGGGGAUACUUUAUUGGAAAAGCAAUACCAUUGUUUAAGAAAGAAAGAAAAAAAAAAUUACUUUCCAGUUUAUUGUCCAGUGUGCUGACAGUGUAUCCAUUUUCUCGUAUGUAAAUAUAUAUUCAAAAAAAAAGUAUACAGUGAUCAAGGGGGAUCCUAUUUGCUAUCAUUUCAUUCAACAUUCUAGCUUGAUUUGGUUUGUAUCUCGGUAAUUUUCAGUGAAACUUUUAUGCCUUACAUCAAGCAUUUUUUUUCCACUAACUGUAAUUAUGUCUAACGCUAUGGCUGUUGUGUUUUACUAUUGCAUUUGGCUUUGGUUAUUCCUUUUGAACCUUAUAUUAUCUUUGUAGUGUUUAUUUUUCUGUGUUUACUAUUAAGGCUGAUUAUUCGUCAUUGUUUGCAUAGCACAUAUCAAUAUAAAGGGUAUCAAGAAAUGACAUCUAAUGCCUCUCACACAUGAACGAUCAGUAGUUUGCCAUCUCUAGUCAGGUACAAUGGUGGCCACAUAAAUCUCUAUUACAUUAACUGCCAAUAAAUUACUGUAUUAUUGGCAUUGUUUUUGAAAUGUGGCAUUACCUUCAAGAGUAGUCUAAAACAAGGCCUAAAUGGUUAGCAUUAUUUUCCCUGCCUGUAAGUGACAUCAGACAGAAAGAAAAUCAUUUUAAAGACAGAGCAGGUUAUGUUAAAAGGUUAUGAAGAGAAACAUUUUUGUUCAGAAAACACCAGGAAUGUCUAUUGAGAAAGUGAACGUGUCAAUUUUGAUUGCAUGUUUACUUUGAUGUUAUAAAUUAGGCUAUUUAACCAUUUUGGAUCACCAUAUGUUGAUUAGAAAAUGUUGAUUCGCAUUGUUACAUUAGUCUGUAAUGACAUCCAGAAGACUGAGAAAUAUGGUGUUCAUAUAAACCUACAGUUUACAGUGAGCCAAUUGUAACGGAGACCAGCUUUGGUGAACUGCUUAAUUCGGAAUCCAUUUUCAUGGGUUGAAGUGUGUUUGAUGGUGGACUGAUGUUGCAGAUUGGGGGUCAAGUGUGAUGUGUGGAGAAAGAACUGAAGCAUUUGUCGGUGUAUCACUAUCUGAUCUUUUUAAGGAUUCUCAUGACUUCCUGUUUCUAUCCUCCUUUUGCUGAUGCUAUGAUUUUUUUUCCUUUUUUUUCUUUCUUUCUAUUUUUUUUUUAAAUUUGGCAGUUGCCAUGGACAUCUGUACCAACAUGAUAAGACUGUAAUUGUACCAACAUCUGCUCCAGGGUUCAAAUAAUUUUGAAGACCAUCACAUGAACAGUCAAAUGGUCCAUCUUUGGUCCAAUAUCUUUGUGAUUCAGUUAAAUCGGCAUAGAAAAACGGCUGUCACAUGGCUCUUUUUCACUCCCACUUAUGUCCUUUUACAAUUUUACACCAAAUAUAAUGCAAUAUGACUAAAGUUAAUAAAAAUGACUGAAGAGUUGGUUUAAAAUGGGGAAAUAUGCAUAAUGAGUCAUAUAAAUUAACAUAGGGAUUUACACCUGAAGGGGGCAAAUGGUAUAGAAUUAGUUAUUUCCCAAGUGUGUGAUGCUUGUGAUAUUUAUUCAAAUUGAUGUUUUCAAGUGUACUGAAUGUGUUAUUUGGAAAAUAUGCGUUAUAUUUCACUAAAGCGUGUCAAGAAGCAAAAUCUCUAGAUGCCAAUAUCACUAACAUGUAAGAAGGACCUUUUGAAUCAAUUGUACGAUAUCAUUUACAAAAUUGAGAACAUCGGCACAGUUGAGGCCAUUUCACAGUGCACCAACAAAUAAAGAGAAACAAAACAUAUGAGCUUGCAUGUUUGUGGAAUUUCAGUUUAAUACAUUUGCACAUGCAAUUCUCAUAUAUGCAGAGUAUAAUGGGAGUCUGAUUUAAAAGGAGGCACUGAAUCACAGAAAACAUCAGCAGAGCUAUGUGAUCUAUGUUCAUGUGUUUUUAUAGUAAUGGUAUUCAAAAUCAAGCAAAAUAAAUGUAUUAUUGAUACAAAACCUACACUAUCUGGACCUUUAGAGACCCUCUAUGGGUGGUAAUCAUAUAAGUCUACAACGGGUCUAAGCUGCUAAUAUGUGUUUAUGGCAUUUGAUUGAAUACCAGUACCUGGAAAGCCAAUUAGUAGUAAUUUGCACAAAAGCAGGAGAAAUGUGAUUGUUAAUAAGUAGUGACUCAGAAGUGCCAUUUACCAUUUGAGAUAUUCAGUAACAAAAAUGUCAAUGAGCAAAAUAAACCAAAAAAUAAAAAAAAACAUCCACAGUAUAAAUCAGAGGUAUCCCAGACCAAACCUUAAAGUCUGCAUAAUUAGAAAUGGCAUACUAUAUGUUAUAAUACAGAGGAGUAGGACUAAUUUGACAGCAACACAAGAACAAGAGCUUCAUAUAAAGCAGGAAUAUGCAUAACUUUAUGAUUAGAUGGCAAAAGGCCAUAAACACGCAAUUUAAGCUUCUCUCCGGAAGACUUUCUUGGCAUUUUGCCUAAAGAGCGCGGGGUCGUUUCAGGUCAGGCCUGGCGUGUUGUUGUAAAGGAAGUGCAGAGCAUUCGACUCGCUGUAUUUCACUUCCUUGUUUUUCACGUGCCGGAAUCACAUUUGAGAAAUCAGACACUGACAAGACGGCAAAGCAGUGAAAGGUUGAAGUGUAUGUCAGAAAUUAUUUUGUAGGUUUUCAUGCAAACAUAUUUUAUGCAUCUAAAAUGCACAAGGAGUUGCCAUGCACGCUCACUGAGGAUCAGUCUGAACAGGGCGACUUUGAAGAUUCUGCAUGAGGUUAGAUUGUGGCCGGAACGAAAUGAAAUGAGUGGCUAACGACUGACCUCUUCCGCUGCACCACCACCACCAGCAACCUGUAGCAUCUAACCAGUGCCUCUUCACCAGCCUGAUACACAACGCACCCACAUACACACAAUUACCUAACAGAACACCAUCAGACUGAUCUGAGCUGGAUGGAGAUGGUUGUCGCAUCUGUCAUUUUGCCCCGGAAGACUUGGAAUAAUAAUAUUUUUUGCAUAAAUCGUGACAUCAGGUGCAAGGGGAUGACCGAACGCAUUCACCACAUUAAUCUCCACAACUUUAGCAAUUCUGUACUUGAGACCCUCAAUGAGCAGCGAAACCGCGGGCACUUCUGUGACGUGACUGUUCGGAUCCAUGGUAGCAUGCUGCGAGCUCACCGUUGUGUGCUGGCUGCAGGCAGCCCCUUCUUUCAGGACAAGCUGCUCCUGGGCUACAGUGACAUCGAGAUCCCCUCUGUGGUUUCUGUACAGUCCGUCCAGAAACUGAUUGACUUCAUGUACAGCGGUGUGCUGCGGGUCUCCCAGUCCGAGGCCCUGCAGAUCCUCACAGCUGCCAGCAUACUUCAGAUCAAGACCGUUAUCGACGAGUGCACCCGCAUUGUUUCACAAAAUGUUGGCAUUGGUGGAUCUGGCAGCUUUUCCGUCGUCCCAGGCGACUCGGGGCAAGAGACGCCACGGGGAACUCCUGAGUCUGGCACGUCUGGUCCCAGUAGUGAUGCCGAAUCAGGCUACAUGCAAACAUCUCACCAGAGCCUUGACCGUGUUUAUUCCUCGCUUUAUUCCAGCUGUUCUGGGUUGGGCCUGCAAAACGGUACCCGUGGAAAUCGCUCCCACUAUGCCAGUGCCGCGGUAACAGCCAGCUACGACUCACCUCUUCCACUACAGCAGAAGGAGGGAGGGCAGGACCCUGCCUGGAUCACACGCAUCCACGAGCGUUCGCAGCAGAUGGAGCGCUUCCUGGCCACGUCGGAGACUACACACUGCCGUAAACAGCCUCGUCCCGUGAGGCUCCACACAGGUGAUAUUCACAUCAAGCAGGAGCAAGGGGACGAGUACAACUGCUACGGGCUUGAGGACUGCCGUGAGGACAGCGAACAGCUGGAGUGCGUCGAAAGUGAGCCCAAAGGUGAGAGCUUUGACUCCGGCGUCAGCUCUUCCAUUGGCACGGAAACGGAUUCUGUCGAGCAGCCUUUCUUGUCUGGGUUUGCUCGAGACAACUGUCCAAAUAAAGGCCAGCAAGGUGAGCGUGGAACCCCUGUGCAGAUCGAGGUCAACGAUUCAUCUCCCGAGCAGACUCAAGAGUCGGUUGAAGACGGGAAUAGAAAUGGUCCUUCUCAAGAGAGUGGUGAGCUUGGAAUCCAUCAGCCGCCACAAGCCAACCUGGCAUCACCCCAGUCCAUGCCUGGUGGGCCAUACCUGCGGCCAGGUGAGCCACUUACCAGCAACCUGCGUAUGCCCCUCACCCUGACCAGCAACACCCAGGUAAUGGGAACUGCAGGCAACACUUACUUGCCUACACUCUUUGCAACCCAGUCAGCCAGCGACAACAAGCCUUUCCUCUUCAGUCUGCCCCAGUCCAUUGGGAGUCAGCAGCCCCAAUUUGUGGCGGUGCCCUCUCCCAGCAUGCCUCCAUUCUCCAGCGGACUGACGGUGCCACCAGGUGGAAGUCAGCAGCAAGGUGGUGCUGCAGUGGGACAGCAUGGGGAGAAGAAGCCCUACGCAUGCACUCUUUGUUGUAAGACCUUUACUGCCAAACAAAACUACGUGAAACACAUGUUUGUGCACACAGGUGAAAAGCCGCACCAGUGCAGUAUCUGCUGGCGUUCGUUUUCGCUGAAGGAUUAUCUCAUCAAACACAUGGUUACACAUACAGGCGUUCGAGCAUACCAGUGCAGCAUCUGCAACAAACGCUUCACCCAGAAGAGCUCACUCAACGUCCACAUGCGCUUGCACCGUGGAGAGAAGUCCUACGAGUGCUACAUCUGCAAGAAGAAGUUCUCCCACAAGACCCUGCUGGAGCGCCACAUGGCCCUGCACAGCACUGAAACCGGGGUCUCCGGGGUCAGUGCCGCCGGGACCGCUGGAGGCCCCGCGUCCAUCCCGGUUCCGAUUGCGGUUCCCGAGCCAGGAGCGGGAGUGGUGGCUCUCGCCAUGCCGGUGGGAGCGGGCGGAGCAGGGGCCGGAGUCGGAAGCACCGGAGUGGGCGUUGCUGCGGAAGCGAGCUGCCAGGAGGGGACCACCUACAUGUGUUCCGUGUGCCCUGUCAAGUUUGACCAAAUCGAGCACUUCAAUGACCACAUGCGCAAGCAUGUCUCCGACGGAUAAGUACAAAUAAAAAAAAAAACUUGCGUAAACAUGAAAAAGAAUGAAAUGAUAACGAAAACGGCACUAGAUUUUUUUUCUUAUAUUGGGGCAUGAAGAGUAAUGAGUAUAGACACUGGCACAUUAAGUUUUCUAGAAAAAAAAAGAAGCGUUUAAUUUCUUUUCUUUUUUUGUCCUUGCUAUUCUUAAAGAAUAAAAAAAGAUGGUGGCCUUAAGGCUGUGUAGUUGGAUAAUGAUCCACUGGCUGGAUCCAUACUACUGGCCUCUAAAUGUAUGCUUUCCUUAAAUACUGAUUUAUGUGUUGAACACUACCGAAAGGCCUGCGAAAGAACACACAAGAAAAAAAAAUUCACAUGCGCACACACACUCAGACAUACACACAAACACAAAUACACAUACCCAUGCAUGCACUCACACGCACAAACUACUUAUACACACUUAUAUAUGGUAGAGGUAUUUUGUACGUAUGUGUAUUUGUGCAUGUGAGCGUGCGUGUGCACAAAAAUAAAUAUUGCAGUGAAUUUUUUAAACUUGUAGAUCUUUUCCCAUGUAGACCGUAUUGGACACUAUAAGCGUCCAAGCUUACUGUGGUAUAGAUUCAAAAAAAAAAAAAAGAGAGAUUUGGCUCUAGAUUCAUUCUAAAAUAAUGAUGGUCACGUGUUUGCCUUUUUAUGUGCGAUAAGAAUAGGAGAGUUGUUCAAUUUGACACUGGGUUUUUAUUUAUUAUUAUGGCAUUGAGGGAUUAUGAUGUUGAUGUUGUCAAGGUACAAGCCAGUUUUACUAACUGUACUAAAAUGGGAAUUUUUGAGUGGCUUGAUGAAUGAAUGAUUAUUAUGAUUAUGACAUUUUCCUUUUCUCCCACCACACUUUUUUUUUCCUAUGGUUCAGGUCAAGUUUACAAAAAAAAAGAAGAGUUUAUCAAUCACAGUAUUCGAGCAAAAACUUUGAAUGCCGUUAAUAAUUUCCAAUUCGUUUUGCAUACACUGCCACUAAGAAGACGACUGUUAGUUGACCUCUUCCGCUUCAAAACGAAAUGUGAUAUAAAGUUGUGAGCAACUGAUUUGUUGUUUUCAUUUGCUCCAUGUUUUUUUUUUAUUAUAAUUUUUUUUUUUUGACAAAAAGAAAAAAGGAAAAUGGCAGAUUUUAGUAUGCAAACAGGCCCAAAAUCCAAGUUAAUUGCUGCUCCUCGCGUGCUCACUUUGAGACUGUUAUCAGCUGUAGAAUCCAACAUUAUGUGGAUAUUUCUCAAAUUAUUAUUAUUUCUCAGUGAACAUGGGAAACGUUAAGCUAUUUGGAGCCAUGGGCUAGAUUAGAUCAAAAGCGAACUGGACAGAAAUAACCUCCUAAAUGCAUAAAAAUUAUGUAUUUCCUGUUAGCGGCGACUACUAUGACUCAGUUGUUUGGGCCGGUGGGGUGACUAAAAUGCACUACUCCUGUUCCUAAUGCCCCACCUAGUGGCUCAAACAGCCGUCCUUGUUUUUUGCCUGAUGGGAUAUACACAUGGGGCGAGAGAGCAGGCGAAGGAUAUAGGGACGCAAGGCAACAGAAAAAGAAACAUCUACUGAACCACAAUAAAUUCAACACAGUCAUUCUUCUUUAAUAUACCACAGGGAGAAAACUCUCCAAACAAUAAGAAACAUUCCCAAUUUUACCGAUAUCUAGACAUUGUGUGUGUACUUCGGAAGUGAGUUGAGAAGGUUGUAUUUUUGGUGUUAUGUCACUCAGAAGCUCUGUGUUCAUAUUUGGCUUUGUUAUACACGUAUUUUAUGGAUAUAAAAAGACUCAUCUGCCGUGCAACUGCAAUCUGGCAAUUUUGCUCACUUAUCUGAGUAGAAACACUUUUGAAGUGUAGUUAAAAUUAUGACAAAAUGUAUCGAUCACAAUUUAUUUAGACUUUUUCCAUUUUGGAAUUUGGUCGCAUAAGUUGUAGGUUUGAAAAACAGUGCUACUUUGCACAUUUACUUCAAAAUCCUGUGCUUAAACAUUGAAUUGUUUUACUUAAGAAAUUAAAUUCUAUGGUUUUCUUUUUUUUUUUUUCAUUGUUUAUAAAGGAAAUAUCUUUUCUUAAAAGCUUGAUAAGAGGACUGCAUUGUUUUCUUGCAUAUAUGUUGCACUGCUUAAACCAAUAAGUGCACUACUGUUACCAGAGAUGUUCUAGUUUUUAGAGAUAAUCAUUUUUUAUCAAAUAUUUGGUUCUAUAGUUCACUUGUGUUUGAGUAGCUUUGUUCUUUUUUUGAUUAGAUGAUUAAAUUUUCUCUUGGCUUUGUUAUCAUCACUUGCUAUUGUAUUUACUUUGUGCUGUUUAUGCAAGCAUUUUUUUCUUCUUUAUUUAUAUUUAAACCAUUGUGAGCUUAUCCCUGGUCAGAUCCUAAUGAUGUAUUGCUUACACCACUUCCAUCCCUUCCCCCAUCCCAAGACUAUCCCAAUGCAGUUAAUUCAUUGAAGCAAAUGCUCGGUUUUCUUCUCAUUCAUACCAAACUAAAAAAAAAAACAACAAAAACAAAACAAACAAACAAACAAAAAAAACAUCAAAAUCACAAAACCACAAAAAAAAAAAAAAAAAAUUGUAGUGUGUGCCUAAAUAUAUGAUAAAUGUCUUUUAGAACAAGUACGUUUAUACGAGAGGGUCGUUGUGCAAAGCUUUUUAGUGCUGUCUAGGGAUCAAGCACAUUUAUGUAUGUGUUUGUAUGAGCAUGUGUGUGUAUAUUCCUCUGGUAUGUCUCUAUGUGUGUGCUGUACAAUUUGUGAUGCCUGAACUGUAGGGCUUCCUUUGCAAUAUGCAGUACAGGUACGGCAACAGUGACAACAUGUUAUUUUACAUACUUAGGAGUGCAUUUGGUAACUUUCUCAAGAACAAUCAUUACUAUUUUCCCUACAAUAAAUGACACAAGGAACAUGAUGCUGUUGCUUUAAGGCCCUUGCUUUAAGUCUGAAUGAUAUGAUCUGGCCUAACCCAGUGCUGUCAAAGUCAAUUCAACGACUUCAAUACACCUGUUGAAUAUCCUGUAUCGUUCUCUAGUGCUUCGAGACCAAACAUCGCUUUUUAACUCAAUUAUGCUGCAAAGUUUGGCCACAGGCUGUGUUGUAUCAGUCUGAGGUGUUGCCUUAGACUAGUGUACGUGUUUGUUGGUCGAUUUUCAGAUCCCAAUCUUGUUUUACUUCAGCUUGGCGUACCAUUUUGACGGUUGUGUUGAGUAGCUAAAUGAUCUGUUGGUGGUUUGUGGUGGUGGUGGUGGUGGUGGUGGUGGUGAUGGUACAGUUGAUAGUCGAAAGAGUCCUGUCUCAUCCAUUUGUAGUUUUGUUAGUUGUGAAUUGUUUGUUGGUUCUAAAUAUCAUUUUUCCCAUUCAGCGACCGUCCGUAUGGAUUUCAACUGCAGCAAUUCACAGAAACGUUAUACCAGAACAUACGUGUCUCUAAAGAAGGGUCAGGCCAGCAUAAACGUUAACAUUUGGACACAUUAAAGCACUUGAUGAGCGCUACCAGAGAGCGGGGUGGGAGGGGGGGACUUACAUUGGCCAUCAGCUGUGUCUUUACAGAUAGCCUUAAUCAUCUUUGACUCAAGCGACCAAAUGCACUAUUGCUUGUGAAGGUGCUGUUGCGAUUUCUAGCGUUUAUUUACCAUAAGGGAUAUAUAUUUAAGAGAAAGUAACCUUGCAAUACAGUAUUGGUAAAUUGUCUAGUGAAGGUUAUGAAGGACAUACAGCUACAUGCAAAUCGCUGAUUUCUCUUGUCAUUUUGGUCUAGAUUCAUUCAGCCAUGCAUUUUAACCAUGCAUGGAGGCAACAGCGUCACCGGUCCUAGUAUCAGGCUUCAUAUAAUAAAGCUGUCUCAUCUCGCUUGUGUUGAAGUGCUAUGAGGCUUUAAUGUCCGAUAUUACUGUUACUCUGUGUUUGUUCAUAUGUAAAAAGGAAAAAGAACAGCGACAAAAAAAUAAAAAAUAAAAAUAACGUUUUAUUUCACAGAGACUUUGUUUAGCCAAAAUUGUGUAGUUUGUGAAAGUGUAAAAAUCUGCACGAAGAUGUUUCGACACAAUUCAGAUGCUUAAAUGUCAUAGUCUACUAUCCAUUGCAUCUAGACUGGACACCGUUCUCGUGGGUAAAAAGCACUAUGACGAUCACUUCUAUGGGUAGUUCAGAUAGACUUUUUACAUUACUUAUAGUAUAUAUUUACAGUUCAUAAAUGUAGAGUUAGCUUUUUAUUUUUGUUUUCUGCUUAAAAUUGUAAUUUUACAAUACAUAUUAAUUUUCUUCAAUGUACAGUAUAGAUACAGCAUUCUCUUUGCUAUUACAGUAAGUUUUUGUUGUAGGACUACCACCUUCUUCUCUCCUUGCUUUUUAACAAAGGUACAUUUAAAAAAAAAAAAAAAAAUCUUAAUUUAUAAAGAUUAUCUAUUCCUAGAGUAUAGGCUUGUGGGCACAGAAAAGACCUUGGAAAACAUCACCAAUAUCUACGUAGGAGCGGAAGAGGUUUUGCUCGCUCGGCAGAGUGAAUAUUACUUGGAACAGUUGAAUGAUUGGUUGUGUUGUAUGCUCAGAGACUAAGCUUUUUCAUAACACGCAAAAUAUAUCAUGCAUCCUAUAAUACUGGUCUGACAAAACCCCAGUCAAAUACUUCAGUCAGAUUCAGUCUGCCCAUUUUCCCCAUCUCCAUAUUUAAACAGUCCGCUUCGAUUUAACAUCGCUGCAUUGAAAUCUUUCAUCUUGCAGUUGUUUUCUUCUUCGAACAAAGACUUAAUCUUCUCUCUACACAAUGGUCAGACUAAUUCAAAACAAGCUAGAGAUUCCAUGUCUUCAUCAGCAUCUACAACAGAUAGUACUGUAACCAAAACAACACCUAACACUGUACAUGUGGAAUUUUACAAUGCCUCUCCUUUGUAGAAGAAAAAAAAAAUGAUGAAGUGCCUCUUUUUACAGAUCCAAGCUUAAUAAAGCUCACAAUAAUACUGUUAUUUUUAUUCUGUAAUAAUAAUACUUCACAAAACAGUAAAAACAAAACAAUAUUCACUGCCUAAAACAAAACACAUACACACACGCACACACAAACAUAGUUUUUCAACUGUCGACAGAUCCCUCUAUGAGGCAAGCAUGAGGACUACCAGCAAUAAUAAUUACAAAAUAGAUCUGAAAUGUCACAAAAAGACUUUGACUUGUAACAUUUAAGGACCACUAACGAGUAAGGGUGUUUUAUUGUGUUUUAACCCCUGAAACCACCAAAAUGAAGCUUAUUUUAUACUACAAUAUACAGUGUUAUAUUGUGUCCAAAGUGCCCCUGAUAAAAUUAAUGAAUAAAAAAAAUGUUUGCAUAUGUUUUAAGUUCAUUUCAUAUUUUUCAAACCUGCCUUUAGAAUUUUAUAAGUCGCAUAUUUUAAAUGCCCUAUUGAAAAUGUCUGCCUUUUCAGUAUGCAUUUUAUUGGACAUUUGUGUAUGUGAACAAAACUAAACAAAAAAAAUUGUUCUUCCUAUUAUAUUUCCUCUUCUUCCUCUCUUCUUCUCGCUCGGUUCUUUCCUAUAGAUGCUGAAUUUGCUUGAGAUGGCGUCUUUCCUUUCAAAGAUGUUAAUGCUAUAUGCUUUUGAGCAGUUGUUGUUAUACAUAAUCAGCAUAAUAUUGUGUGCGCCGUAAUCAAUAUUGCGAUGGUUUAUGUGAAAAGAGGUCAUUGUUGUUCUGUGAUAAUAAGAUUUGCGAGAUUUUACAGACUACUCUGUAAACUAGAGUAUAGAGACACAGUUUUUUGAAGAAUAUAACAGAGAAAAUGAAUACCGUUUUAAUCUUUGUAGUCAGUAGACAAGCAUAUCACGUUCAAUACCAAAUUUAUUUAAUCUUUUUUUUUUUUCGCCAGAGGUUAGAUAUGUAAGCAUGCUUGUGAUUACACACUUUUCUAACACUUCUCUUUCUGCGUUACAGCUCUGAAUGAUAUUCACUAUUGAUUAUAUGAUAUUCUUCUGCUUGUAUCAUAGGCUCAAAUCCAAAGACAAAGCAUUUACUCUAUUUAUGACUACAGAGUUUGUUUGUUUGUUUUUUCAGAAACAAUAGAAAGCUAUACAUAUAUUUACAGGACAAAGUACAAUACAGAUUUUAACAGGAGAAGCAAGCAAACAUAAAAUAUCUUUAGAUGAAUCAUAUAUAUAUAUGUGUGUGUGUGUAUAUAUAUAUAUGAUAUUUCAGAUACAGAUACUGCAGUUUCUUUACUAAUCACACAAGGCAUACUUUUAAUAAUAAUGCUGACUACACCGUUUUAAAAGAUGACGUGCAUGAUUCCCUGAAAACGCAAGUGUGCUCAUGUCAUUUGCAUGUUGAGGAUCACUUUUUCUUGGUCACUGAAACCUGAAAUGAGCCUAGUUAGGAUUUGGAUUGAGGAAACGGCUAGUUUGCAUGCUUUUAGGGACACCCACAGCUUGCGACACAGCCAUUUGCAAAAGUACUCAGUGGAUUGUAUUUAAGGGCCGGAAAGGAAUGGAGGGAGAGGUGGACAGAUGGUGGUGCUUGUGCUGGGCUGAGAGGAAUGGUGACGCCAUUUUUCUUAUGUGUGAGCUACAUGUUUUGUGCUUUCGCUGUCUUCCACAACCACUGUAUACACCUUAAAGCAUCAAUCUGUCCUGUUAAAAUUGAAUCUGAUCUGCCUCUCUGUCAAGGUUGAUACAUUACACCUCAGUUCACCAGUAACAGUGUGUUUUUGUAUAAUUAAUCAAACAAUUAAUCAACUAAACAGUCAAUUCAUGUAACAGAUUUUGUUCUGCUACUGCAGUUCCAGAAUAUAAUGAAGUCAUAAUGAAGAAUUCCUAAACUAAUACAUUUUUUCUUGUGGAAAAUAACCAUGUUGGACUGAAUUCAAGAAUACAUUUUUUUCUAUUAGACACAUUUCUAAUCUUCUACCAGAUGUCUACAAAAGGUUUUCAUUUUGCAUUAUAAGAGAUACUUUUUUACAAUUUAAAAUCGAUUGAUUAUAUGCCUUACAUUUCGUAACAUGAAAUACAUCAAAUGAAAUAUAAAUGUCUAUAAUGAUAGCAUGUUUAGAAUUUAAACUAAAACCACGCUACAAAUUUCUUUGAAUUUUAUUCCGUUUUAAUACCAAAUUUAGCUUAAAUUUACAAUACAUUCUAAAUGAUGGAUGGCCCUGCUGUUACUGGUGAUCUGAGAUAGCUUUAUGGUUUUUGAUGCAUUGAACUUUUGGACUUUUAGAACACAUCGUAGCUGCACAAUUUGAUUUCUGCAUUAAUUCCAGUGGACUGUGUUUGUGGAAGUUAACACAAAUUUGUGUGUGGUUUGCAAUAUACAAGUAUCAUUUCUUAAUGAGAAACAGCAAAUUUGAAACUGUAAAUUAGGCAUAUUUACAUGUAUUCCUUCGGCAGAUACCUUUUGAUUUACAACUAGUGCAUACAGUAGAUUAGUGUAAUAGGUAAAGAUUGAUAAUAUUUGUACCUCUUUGGUCAUAUCUCCUUAAUUUACCUGUUCCAUGGAAUCUUACAUAGUUCACCAUUAAACAAAACAGGAUUUCAGUUCAGCAGAAGAGCAAAUCUAUCCAUUCCAAAGGUUAAUAUUUUGAUUUAUAGUGGUUAUUUGAUUUAGUCUGUUUCCAAAUUCAUUUAGAUUGACCACAAAUCACAGCUUGGAUUUCCCCCCAUUUAUUCAACACACAAGAAUAGAUUUCAUACUAAAUGCUUAGACACUACUCAUUUAGGAAGCACUCACUUCUGAUCAUUCUAACGCCAUUCUUGUCUGUAAUUCUGAUCUGAAUUUUUAUAGAUUUCAGGAACUAUCAUACACUUAAACACUCCUCUAAAAUGUCUAAAUGGUUUAAAUCUAGUGAGCUUUUUCACCCUCGUUCAGUGUAUUAAUUUAUUUUCUUUAACCAAACAUUUUACUUCUUAGAAAUGCAAACUUAACAAAAACUUAAAAAACCUGUCGUCACUGGAAUUUGAACGUUUUUGAGAAUUUAAUAUGGAAAUGCUGAAAUUCAACUGCUCAUUUGAACGCAGAUGUUUAGGGCCACUCAAUUGUAUUAAAAUACAGUGUGUCUACAACAAAACAUUUUUAUUUAAAAAAGGCUUUGGGGAAAUAUGAGAAGUUUCACUUGUUUUUUUUUACUUUAUCCUUUAAUGUUUUAACCUUUAUUUGAACCAUUAUUAUUGUACCAAAAGUGCUAUUGCUUGAGAAACACAAAGCAAACAAAUUGAAUAGUCCAAAGCUUCUAAAGUAAUUUGAACGUAAUUCAUUAAAUUAAGAUUUUUUUAAUAUGUAUAUUUUAUCUUGGACUCCGUAAAAGUUAAGUCAGAGAAGCUAAGUUUGUUAACACCAAAGAAUUAUGCCAUUGUCAAAAGAAACACAAUGCGUAAAACAUCCUGAAGCUGGUUUUGACUAAAAUUUGAUUGAAAUAUUUGCAUCAUUGUUCAUUAUGUGCUAUGAUAACACUGUUGAUGGGUGGAAAAAUACUAAUUUUUCCAUUCUACAUUGACUCCUUCAAUCAGUUUUGGAUUUGUAAAAGUGAAUUCUUUGGCAAAUAUUAUUUGCUUCAGUAAUGUCAAACAUGAAAAUCAAUUGCACUGAUGCAAGAUAAACUGAUUUGCUGUUUUUCCUCAUAUUUUUCUUUCUUCAUUAUUUCAGCUGCUCUGCUUCAUGCAAUGGAUGUUAGGAUUCCCUUGUUAUUUGUCAAGCAUGGACCAAGCGUUUUAUUUAUUGUGUUUGCACGUAACUUUUUUUUUUUUAAGGUUAAUUUACCAAAAGCUGACAUUUAUAGAACAACAAUUCUCCAACAGUGAUUUUUCCAACAUCAAAUUAAAUACUAAAUAAAAUUAGUAAUGGUUUCUUUUCGCAUAAAUCAGUGUGGAAGCACACCAUUAGUACCACCAUUUUAUCUUUAAGGACCAAAUUCUUCUUUUUUUUUUUUUGUAACAUAUAGUGAUAUCAUAUAAUCAAUGUAAAAAAGUAAAAGUGUAAUGUGAAUAUUUGAAUGGAAACACUCAUAUCAUAGUAGAAUUUUACCCCUUGACAAAUAGACAAUGUAGUAAAAUGCCAUGGGAUACUUUACUAGCUUAUUUCUGCUAAUGUAUUUAGCUCUGUUGGUUUAGAUAAACAUUAGGACUUUCAUCCCUAUUUCGUGCUAUGUUUUGUGCUAUUAAACAUUUAGGUGACUACAUAGAAACCAAGCCGAUCUAAAAAUCAAAGUUUUCAAAAAGAUUUGGUAUUUUUCACUGUUUAAAGCCAUAUCUUAAGCCUUGUUUUAUUCUUGCACUAGCACAUAAUUUAUUUUCACAAAUUUCAUUAUCUUGUUUUUCAUAUUGAAACAUUCAAACUGAGCGAAUGUGGAGCUGUUGUAGUAAAGGUAUUAAACAUCUUACAGUAUUCAAACAACAACCUUAAAAUGAAAAUCUUCAGUUGUAAUUUUAAUUUGUGUUUAAAGUUAGUUUGUCCAAUUUCUAUAAUUGUUGUGAAAAAGUUUGUUUGCUUUAUAAUUCCUGCUGUUUAGAGAUAUAGAAUAAGGUUUUUUAGUGUGUGUACAAGGCCAUUUCCUUUUAUUUUUAUAUGUCAAACACUGGACUAGAAUCAUUUUUAAAAAUUUGUUAGAGACAUCAGUCAAGCCAAGUCAAAUUAUAAUUUGAUUUGUAUAGGGCUUUCAUGAACACAAAGCAGCACAGAAUACUUUUUUUUUUUUUUUUUUUUCGACCAACACAUUCAGUUUGUUCAGCUACACAGGAUUGUCUAUACUCAACUGUCUCUAAAAUUGAAUUGACCCCAUUUUUGCAGGGAAAACACCAGUUUUUAAUCACCCUAAUUUUUCCACAAACUUUUUUUUUACUCCACAAAACCUACGAAAAUUUACGAAUUUUAAAGAAAACCCCUCGGCAAACUAACGGCAUUAUAAAAUGUCAAAAGGCAAACCACUUCAGCGAAUACAACAACUGAGAGAAACCACUAAGCAUAAACCACAGUUGAUCCCUGUAGCAAUCCUCAUUGACUUCAACCCAAAUACCACUUCUCAAACCGGAAAAGAAUUUUGCACUAAAAUUAUUCUUGGUCUUCUUUGAUAAAUAGCAAUAGAACACUUCACAUAAACACAAACCAACCAUGUGUAACAACAAAAGCUUUCUGUGCUCUUAAAAGAUGCUAUUUUGUUUUAAAAAGACGUUUGCGCUAUUUGUUUAUAUAGAAACAACAUUGGAGAUGUGUGGUGAUGCUGAGGCUGUAAAGUUGGAUAUUAAUACUGUUAAAGAAAACACAUAUAACAUGUCUGAGUUUGAGGUACAUUAAAGUAUAUGCUUCCUGUUUCCUCUUGUGAUUGUUCUUGAACAAUUUUUUUUUUACAAGCUCUGAGGAAAAGAAGAAGGCUGUCCCAGAAACAUGAAGACACGUUUUUUUGUUUGUUUUUGUUUGUUUUGUUUUUUGUUUUUUUGGUGUUUCAACACUAAUGAAAUAUUUAGAGGGGAAUAUUCACACAGGCCAACUUGCUUGACUCUUGCGAGAGAUGUGAGUCAGAGACCUUCAACUGAAUGCAAACAUAUACUUAUUGCUUCUUGUUAUUAUUAAAUGAGUUUUUGCUGAUCUUUUACAAACACUUUGUCAGUACUACCAUGUUUCUGGGACUGGGAUGUUUUGUCGUUGAUCAAAAGUCACGGUCUGGUUUCUAGCUACGAGUAGGAACGGUUCUUUUGCUUUUCCCGCUGUGACAUCCACACACAUAAUCUACUUAAAGUCAGUAUCCAUAAAGGAAGAAACUGAAACUGGAACAUCGAAAGUUUCCAAUGCCUAACUAUAGGUGAUCAGUAAUAACUUAUAGCAAUUCUACGUAGUGAUGGCUUUUGGUUUCUGGAAAUAGUGGCUUUCCUGUUAAAACUGCUUUGUGGUGUUGUUGAAAGGUGUUGCAGUUUGUCUCAAUAUGUUGCGUGUUAGAGGAAGCAUAAGUAUGUGCCUUCAUGUAAUCUUCUUGGUGAGCUUGUUUUUAUUAAGAAGCUGAAGCCAGCCAGUUGUGUUUGCACUAAAACCAAAUUGCUUUUGUGAUGUUGGUUAUUUGAGCAAGCUUGUUGCGUCACUUUAGCAGUAUGCAUGAGGGUGAUCCUUGGUAAGUUCUAGGGAUAGAGCUUGUGUCUUUUAACUUCUAAACUAGUGCAGCUUAGGAAAUCCCCGGAAUAAUAUCUCUGCUUUGUUCCGUUUUGUUUUGAUCAAAUCAUCCAACGACGUCAUCUUGUCUUGCAGUGGCAUAUUCCAUUUUGAAAAGAAAAACACCAAACGCGCAUACAAACAAAUAUAAUAUUGCAUACCAUACGAUAUUAAGAGUAUUUAACAUGUAUGUGGAAAAGACUGUCACACAUUUCUCUGAAUCAGUGGGAGUGCAUGAGUUCAUGAGGUCGCCUCAAGACUAUUGGUCAUGUUAAUAUUGGUUCUUUUGUGCUAAGUUUUUUUUAACUAAGUAAGUUUGUGUUGCAUUUGUAAUUUAUUUCUGUUUUGUUUAUUGAAACCUAAAAAAGGCCUACAUGCUUUUCAGUCUUACAAAUGCACCUUAUUCUCACCUGUCUGAAACAGACAGGCCUUGUAAUAUCUCUAAUUUAGCACCUUACUACACAGCAUGAUUUCACUUUAUGCCAGUUUUGCUAUACUUCCAUGCAUAUGAUUUGAAAGAAAAAAAUAAAACCUUAUAUAUUUUGUGAAAAUAUUUAAAGGGAUGUGCCAAAGUUUGGAGGCGAUCUCCCUUGUUUGUAUGUUUAUUAUUACUUUUUUCUUUUCCUUCUGCUUCAGUUAUUUCAAUGGUAUCUCAUGUAACCUUUCUUACAAAUGUGUUUAGAAAAAAAAAAAUUAUUUCAGCAAACAGUAUCAUUACUUGCCAUUUUACAGUAAGCCCUGUAUUUUCACGUAUAUUUACCAGUGAUGUGUAUUUGUUAUUAAACAGAAAAUAGCCGUAAAAGCUUCAUUAUGUUACAUAAUAUUGUGACUUUUUUCGAAAAACUGUGAAGACUUGCAUAUACUUUAUACAGAAGUAUUAAGCCUUAAUGCAAAAGACUAAAAAAAAGAGUGGAAGAAUAACUGAUUGUUGCAAAGUAAGGAUGAUUUUUUUGUAAAUGUUACCAGCACCUUUUUUUGUAAUUUUCACUCUCUGAGGUAUUGUAAGUUCACUCUGUUUGUGAAGUUUGAAUAUGAAGGAAUAAAAAAUAGUACUUUCCUGUACAUUAAAGGAUG
Onychostoma macrolepis is the source of this 17722-nucleotide messenger RNA. RefSeq names its product zinc finger and BTB domain containing 20 (gene zbtb20). The transcript has 5 exons. Gene Ontology annotation, biological process: negative regulation of transcription by RNA polymerase II; regulation of immune system process; regulation of cytokine production. The coding region runs from base 3391 to 5562 and encodes 723 amino acids. Gene Ontology annotation, molecular function: protein binding. The record is from RefSeq and is a predicted model, not a curated record. NCBI's taxonomy places the organism in Eukaryota, Metazoa, Chordata, Actinopteri, Cypriniformes, Cyprinidae.